AACAGAAGAAAAAGGCAAAACAUAAACAAUAAAGUUUUCAGUUGAGCCUCUGAUAUGGCAAACCUACCUCAGUCUUUCUCAAUCGGCGUUGGCGGUUUCGGUAGCGGCGGAGCGGCAGCAUCCUCUUCCUCUUCAGUCGGAGCUCCGGCGGAUAAGGAUCGCAAAAUGCAAUCCGCUGAACAGCUUGUGCUUGAUCUCAGCAAUCCUGAUCUUCGAGAAAACGCUCUUCUAGAACUUUCCAAGAAGAGGGAACUGUUCCAGGAUUUGGCCCCCUUGUUGUGGAACUCAUUUGGUACUAUCGCUGCACUGCUACAGGAGAUAGUUUCCAUCUACCCUGUUUUGUCACCACCAAACCUGACUCCUGCUCAAUCCAAUAGAGUUUGUAAUGCACUAGCACUUCUUCAGUGUGUAGCCUCUCACCCUGACACCAGAAUGUUGUUCCUCAAUGCGCAUAUUCCGUUGUAUUUGUACCCUUUUCUUAAUACAACAAGCAAGUCAAGACCUUUUGAAUAUCUGAGGCUUACUAGCUUAGGUGUCAUUGGUGCCCUGGUGAAGGUAGAUGACACUGAAGUUAUCAGCUUUCUCCUAUCGACAGAGAUAAUUCCCCUGUGCUUGCGUACGAUGGAGAUGGGGAGUGAACUGUCAAAAACAGUUGCAACUUUCAUUGUGCAAAAAAUCCUUCUUGAUGAUGUGGGUCUGGAUUACAUCUGUGCCACAGCUGAGAGGUUUUUUGCAGUAGCCCGAGUUUUAGGGAAUAUGGUUGGUGCACUCGCUGAACAGCCUUCAUCAAGGCUGCUGAAACACAUAAUUAGGUGCUACCUUCGUUUGUCAGAUAAUGUUAGGGCAUGUGAUGCACUGAGAAAUUGUCUUCCGGAUAUGCUUAGAGAUACCACCUUCAGCAGCUGUCUUCGUGAGGAUCCAACAACGAGGAGGUGGCUACAACAGUUGAUCCAUAAUGUUAGUGUGCCUCGGGUUUCUUUGCAGGCUGGAGGUUUUGAUCAUAUGCUGGUGAACUCAUUGAGUUCUCACAAUUAGGACUUAAUUGAGACUUCCUUGGAUCUUUCACUGAGUCCCACAUUGGUGGCUUGGUUGGAGUAUUUAAGGUGUAUAAUAGGAAUGCCUAUCUUUACGCGUAUUGCCAUAGCGUAUUUUGUGAAUUUUGGAGAUUGGCAACUUUAUUAUUUGCUACAAAUAGGAGACCAACAAUGUUAUUAGACAAUCUAGCAAACUUUAUUUAUGCAGAUAUGGAUUUUAUCCUCCUUGAUGAGAUAUAAAGGUGAGAGAGCUCAGUGCAUUUACUGAGUAGACUUCCCUGAUUAAA
Nicotiana tabacum (common tobacco) is the source of this 1321-nucleotide messenger RNA. RefSeq lists its product as uncharacterized. Gene Ontology annotation, cellular component: CCR4-NOT complex. NCBI's taxonomy places the organism in Eukaryota, Viridiplantae, Streptophyta, Magnoliopsida, Solanales, Solanaceae. The record is from RefSeq and is a predicted model, not a curated record. Gene Ontology annotation, biological process: mRNA catabolic process.